Molecule: messenger RNA, 1764 nt
Organism: Laetiporus sulphureus 93-53
Lineage: Eukaryota; Fungi; Basidiomycota; Agaricomycetes; Polyporales; Laetiporaceae
Exons: 5
Coding region: 1-1764 (587 amino acids)
Biological process (GO): nucleobase transport; transmembrane transport
Cellular component (GO): plasma membrane
Molecular function (GO): nucleobase transmembrane transporter activity
Source: RefSeq, a predicted model, not a curated record
AUGCACUCCAUCAACAUCGUUCGACCCAUCCGGAACUGGGCCCAUAGGCUUCGUGGGGCGUUCACCUCAAAGGAGGCCUUCCUUGCGUACAUCCAUACCGAAGGCAAUGCGCACCAGCGCCACACGUGGACGAACGAGGACCUGAAGCCGUCUCCACCGUCCAUGGUAAACUGGAAGUGGUACAAUUUCUGUAUCUUCUGGUUUGGUAUGGGGUUCGGCAACUGGACACUUGGGUCAAGUCUGGUGGACAACGGUCUGUCAUGGUGGGAAGCCACGAUCGCUAUCUGGAUCGCUGCAUUCGUCUCGGGUGCCUGCAUGGCCCUCAAUUCGCGCGCUGCAGCCAAUUAUCACGUCGGCUACCCAGUCAUCUUGCGUACAUGCUUUGGUAUGUACGGCCACUACUGGCCGGUUCUUGCCCGCGGUGUCUGUGCGUGCCUCUGGGUAUCCGUCAUCACCUUCGAGGGCGGCGCGUUCAUCUCGACGAUGCUGCACUGCGUCGUCGGUCACCGCUGGAAGAACCUCCCAACGCAGUUCCCCGCCUCGGUGGGCACGACGGUCCAGCGUUUCGCAGGCUUCGUGAUCUUCUGGGCGAUCGUGCUGCCGUUCUGCUCACUCCGCCCGACGCGACUCAAAUGGCUCUACAACUUCAAGGCGUGGGUGCUACCGCCAUCGGUGAUGGGCCUCCUCAUCUACUGCCUCGUGCAGAGCAAGGGCAGGCUCGCGUCAACCGCAGCGCUCGCAGGCGAGUCGGCCUCGACACUGCCAAAGGGGUCCACUCUUGCUUGGUUGUUCGUCAGCUCGGUUAACUCGUGCAUGGGGAAUUGGUCGACAUUUAUUGCCAAUAUGCCUGACUUUGCGCGGUACUCGGACAACCCGAACGCCGUUCUGUGGACGCAUGUUCUAUUUGUGCCAUUCCCUGCUGCACUUGGUGGUAUGAUUGGCGUCUUCGGUACAGCCGCGCUUCAGCACGCAUGGGGGGAGACCAUCUGGAACCAGUGGGACGUGUACGACGCAAUGCUGGCGCACAACUUUUCCGGCGGGAUGCGCUUUUUCGUCUUCCUGCUGGCCUUCUCCUCUGGGCUGUUCAAUUUCGGCGCGCUCAUCGGCGCAAACCUGCUCCCGUUCUCGAGCGACAUCACUGCGCUCUUUCCCCGGUACUUCAAUAUCCCACGCGGAAUGUGGUUCUGCGGCACGAUCGCGCUCGCGCUGCAGCCGUGGAAGAUCCUCGCGUCGUCGCAGGGCUUCCUCGCGUUCCUCGACGGGUACGGCAUCUUCAUGGGGCCCACGGCGGCGAUCAUGAUCACGGACUACUGGAUCGUGCGCAAGGGCAACAUCCGCAUCAUGGAAGCGUAUUCGUCCAAACGCGGCGCGACGUACAUGUACUGGCACGGCGUGAACCUGAACGCGGCGUUUGCGUACCUGUGCGGAAUGAUGGUGCCUUUCGUCGGGUUCGUCGGGACAUUCGGCGUGAGCGUACCGGAGGCGGCGACGAAGCUGGACAAGAUCGGGUGGUAUUUGAGCGCGGCGAUCGCGGGCGUGGUGUAUGUUGGCAUGUGCAGGAUCCGCCCGCUGGCGAAUGUCGACCGUGAUUUGCCGCGGGAGCAGCUCGCACGCGAGUUCGCACGCCAGCGCGAGAUGGAGGUCGAGGAGGUGACGGGCAGCGUGGACGGCGUAGAGGAGAAAGAGAUAGACGUCGAGGAGGAGGAUGGCAAGAAGGCGGACGCAUACGUUGUCUCAUACUCGCCUACGAUGGAACAGGUCUGA